Molecule: messenger RNA, 1695 nt
Organism: Rhagoletis zephyria (snowberry fruit fly)
Lineage: Eukaryota; Metazoa; Arthropoda; Insecta; Diptera; Tephritidae
Source: RefSeq, a predicted model, not a curated record
AUGGCCGAACAAAGCGCCGUACAAAGUUCUCACGUGGAAAGUGGAGAUGCCCUGAAGAGCAACCAAAACCUCGUUCAGCUCUCUCAGAUCGACUACAAGACGGCGAUUCAGCUGCUGAACCAGCUGCAGACGAACGCGGAGAACAUCGCCCAGGCGAUUGAGAAGGAGAGGAGCAGCAAUGUGGUGCGCUCGCUGGAGAAGACGCGCUACUUUCUCUCGCUGCUGGACAUUACGCCGGAGCGGCUGAACCGCCUGCGGGUGAUCCACGUCGCCGGCACCAAGGGCAAGGGCAGCACCUGCGCCUUUGUGGAGAGCAUCCUGCGCGGCCAGGGCCUGCGCACCGGCUUCUACUCCUCGCCGCACCUGGUCGCCGCCCGGGAGCGCAUUCGCCUGAACGGCGAGCCGCUCAGUGAGGCGGCCUUCACCGAGGCCUUUGCCGCCGUCUACGGGGCGAUCAGGGGCGGCAAGUCGGCGGACACCUCCAUGCCCGCUUACUUUCUCUUCAUGACGCUGAUGGCCUUCCACGUCUUUCUCCGCGAGGCCGUCGACGUGGCCAUCCUCGAGGUGGGCAUCGGCGGCGAGUACGACUGCACCAAUGUGGUGCCCCGGCCGGUGGUGACUGGGGUCACCAGCCUCGACCUCGACCACACGAAGCUGCUGGGGGAGACGAUCGAGGCGAUCGCCUGGCAGAAGGCGGGCAUCUUCAAGGAGGGCGUGCCCGCGUACACCGUCCAGGGACAGGCGGAGGGGGCGAUGGCCGUGCUGGCGGAGAGGGCCAAAGAGCGCCGCUGUCCGCUGCUCGUUGCGCCUCGAUGGGAUCAGUAUCCAGUUGAAACUGAUGGUGCUGAAGGAGGCUUCAGUUUGGGUGAAGUUCAGAAGAUCAACGCCUCUCUGGCUGUACAGCUCGCCAACUGUUGGCUGGUGAGCUGUGGUAAGCUGAAGAAUGGAAGUGGCGUUGAUGAAUUGAAGACAGCUGCUGCCGCUGGACCUGCUGUCAUCACGGAGAUUGAGCCCUCCUUUCGGCAGGCACUGGCCACCACCAAGUGGUUCGGCCGCUGUGAGGUGAUUGAGCCACCGGAGGGGGACGGAGCAGCCCUUCCCAUCACUUACUUUCUCGACGCGGCCCACACGCCCGACUCGAUGCAGAACUGCCGAGACUGGUUCGAGUUGGAGAGUGGCGGACGGCAGAGAAGACAGGAAAAGUCUACCACCGCCGACAACAAAGCCGCCGACGACGACGCACUGAAGCCGUACCGCAUUUUGAUCUUCAACUGCACCGGCGACCGCAAUCCGCAUCCACUGCUGAGCAAGCUCAAUGAGCUUCCCCUCGACAUGGCGCUCUUCACCACCAACAGCGUCCACGGCGACAAGGCGGCCAGCUCGGAUGUGGCCAACUUUACGGUCACCUCGGAACGGGAGCGGGAGAUUACCGCGGCAAACUGCCGCGCAAUGGCCGCCAUCACCGCCGGACAGCAAGGCAACCGCCGUCUCAAGUUGGCCACGGUGGACUGCAUUAGCGAAGCGAUCGCCGCCGUGCAGGCAGAGGCCGCCGAGGUGCAGAGUGUACAGGGUGGACGUCGUCCCGUACAUGUGCUCAUCACCGGCAGUGUCCACUUGGUCGGUGGCUUUAUUGGAUUGCUGCAUCCUCUAUUCCGAGCCGUCGAUGAGAGCAGUGCAAAAUCGACCAGACUGUGA